UGAGCUCCGCAAAAAAAUAUGGAUUUGGAAGUGCGCUGGUUUAGUUUUUGUGUGAAAUCCCAUGUGUGUGUGUGGAAAGUCCCAUUUGAAUCGCCUCAUCUGCCUUCAUUUGAGGAGGUUUUUAAGACGCAACAUAAAAUAAUAAUAAGUUUGAAAGGUUGUCAACUAGUUGCUCGCUGCCUCUCUUUACUAUGAUGCAACUCUUCCCCCCCCCCCCGUGUGCCUCCUAGGAUACGUCUUAUAACAUAUUUAUGUUGCGCCACAGCCGUUCACCUAAAGAGGGAGCAGAUGUCAUGUUGGCUUCUUUCAAAUAUUAAAAGGACUCUGACCCUACUACUGUCUUUGCCUGCCCGGGGCUCCACCCUCCACUCGUCCGUCAUUAUGUGCGCGUGGCACCCGUAGGUGACACCCGUACGUGACACCCGACAUUCCUGUGAACCGGUUUGUCCUCCGGUCGGUGUGAGCUUCAGGAAGUCUCUGGUUCGGCUGCUUCUUCCUUGGAGGCCGGGUCCCUGGGCUCUUUGUGUGUCGCGGUGAGGGGUUAACCGGAGAGCUCGCGGUGAAGCCCUCCUCCGGGCACGCGGGGGCUCUGGCUCGCCCUCUCUGGUGGAGAUUGUUUUCUGAAAACUCUCUGUUCGCUUUCGGAGGAAGUAAAGCAGGAACAUGGAGCCAUGCUUUUGGAGAUAUGAGUCCUUGAAGUGACAUUUUCUUAUUAUUAUUCUGUUUCCUUUUUUAACUCACUGGAUUACGAUUUAUUUUCUUAAACUUCAUGUGGGGUUUGAUGUCCCGAUUGGGAGGUAACAGACGAUGGCUGACAUCACCUGUGUCAUUGCCUAGCAACGAGAGCCCCGCUGAGAGGUAAGGGAACCUGGAGGUCUUAACAUUUUGACUUUUGGACCGUUUAUUUUUCCUAUUACCGUGAAAACAAAAGGCGUGGGAAAAGCCAGGCUCCUAUUCUGCAGGCCUGGAAGCUGCAUUGGUUAAAUAAAUAAUAGAUUAUUGCACCAAGUUUACAAAACACGUCUUGAAACAACGACUUGCUCUUGAUUAUUUAACCCGUGAAAUCCACUUCAGAACCAUUGUUCACAGAAAUAAGAUAAGGAAAGCAGGAAGUAUUCACAUUUUUGGCUGGAGCCAGUAACAUUUUAGCUUAUAAAUUACAAUGAAUUGACCAAAAUGGUUAUAAAUCUAUAUUUUUCCUAUUUAGCUGAUUAUAUUUUCAUUAUCCAUAGUAUAACUUCCAUUACUUCAAACCCCCCCCAUGCACUGCUCAGAAUGGAAUAUUCCAUUUCGGAGCCUGCCCUAUCAAACACACACACACGCACCCUCACACACACCCCUCUGGCCCGGCGACAUGGUCUCUCCCACCCAGGCAGUGCUCAGUCAUCUCCCCUAGCAACCAAGGCUGACCGUACUUGUGUGCUCGUCUUUCCCCGCUCAGUGUGUGUGUGUGUGCGCGUGCGCGUGAUGACAUCAUCAGCUCCGACAGUCAGCUGCUGCAGUGGAGGGAGAGCGAGAGAAAAGGAUGGGGGAGGGAGAGAGCGCUCACACACGCGCACACACACACACACACACUCACACACACUCCCGCUUGUCUUCCUCUGGUAAACAUGGCAGCGGCGACUCAACCGCGCAGCAGUGCGUAGUGAAGCCUAGCUUAGCUUAGCUUAGCCUCAGCUGUCAACAUGGAGGAGGAGGACGCCGCGGCGGCCGACCCCUAUCUGCCCUACGACGGGGGAGGGGACACCAUCCCCCUGCAGGAGAUCCCUAAAAGAGGGUCUAACUACGUCAUGUCUAACGGGGGCGGGGCGCCCAGCAGCACCGCCCACCUGAUGGACUUCCUGGAGGAGCCCAUCCCCGGUGUGGGCACCUACGACGACUUCCACACCAUCGACUGGGUCCGCGAGAAGUGCAAGGACCGCGAGCGGCACCGGAAGAUCAACAGUAAGAAAAAGGAGUCGGCAUGGGAGUUCACAAAGUGCCUGUACGACGCCUGGUCUGGGUGGCUGGUGGUGACGCUCACCGGCUUGGCCUCAGGUGCUUUGGCUGGCCUGAUUGACAUCUCCGCCGAUUGGUUGAACGACCUGAAGGAGGGCGUGUGUCUGAGCGCCAUGUGGUUCAACCACGAGCAGUGCUGCUGGACGUCCAAUGAGACCACCUUCGCUGAGCGGGACAAGUGUCCUCAGUGGAAGAGCUGGGCGGAGCUCAUCCUGGGGCAGGCCGAGGGGCCCGGCUCGUACAUCAUGAACUACUUCAUGUACAUCUACUGGGCUCUGUCCUUCGCCUUCCUGGCCGUGAGUCUGGUCAAGGUGUUUGCUCCCUACGCCUGCGGCUCGGGGAUCCCUGAGAUCAAAACCAUCCUGAGCGGGUUCAUCAUCCGGGGCUACCUGGGCAAGUGGACCCUGUUGAUCAAGACCAUCACUCUGGUCCUGGCCGUGGCGUCCGGCCUCAGCCUGGGGAAGGAGGGCCCGCUGGUCCACGUGGCCUGCUGCUGCGGGAACAUCUUCUCCUACCUCUUCCCCAAGUACAGCAAGAACGAGGCCAAGAAACGAGAGGUUCUCUCGGCCGCGUCGGCGGCCGGGGUCUCCGUUGCUUUUGGCGCCCCGAUUGGAGGCGUGCUCUUCAGCUUGGAGGAGGUGAGCUACUACUUCCCCCUCAAGACGCUGUGGCGCUCCUUCUUCGCCGCCCUGGUGGCGGCGUUCGUCCUGCGCUCCAUCAACCCGUUUGGAAACAGCCGCCUGGUGCUGUUCUACGUGGAGUACCACACGCCGUGGUACCUGUUUGAGCUCAUCCCGUUCAUCCUGCUGGGCGUGUUCGGAGGCCUCUGGGGCGCCUUCUUCAUCCGGGCCAACAUCGCCUGGUGCCGGCGGCGCAAGUCGACGCGCUUCGGCAAGUACCCGGUGCUGGAGGUGAUCUUCGUGACGGCCAUCACGGCCGUGGUCGCCUUCCCGAACCCGUACACUCGCCAGAACACCAGCGGGCUGAUAAAGGAGCUGUUCACCGACUGCGGCCCGCUGGAGUCGUCGCAGCUGUGCCAGUACCGCAGCCAGAUGAACGGCAGCAAGGCCUUCACCGACAACCUCAACCCCAACCGGUCGGCGGGGCCCGGCGUCUACACCGCCAUGUGGCAGCUGUGCCUGGCGCUCAUCUUUAAAAUCAUCAUGACCAUAUUCACCUUCGGACUCAAGGUGCCGUCGGGUUUGUUCAUCCCCAGCAUGGCCAUCGGGGCGAUCGCCGGGCGGAUCGUCGGCAUCGCCAUGGAGCAGCUGGCCUAUUACCACCACGACUGGUUCCUGUUCCGAGAGUGGUGCGAGGUGGGCGCCGACUGCAUCACCCCGGGGCUCUACGCCAUGGUGGGGGCGGCGGCGUGUCUGGGCGGCGUGACCCGUAUGACCGUCUCCCUGGUGGUCAUCGUCUUCGAGCUGACCGGCGGGUUGGAGUACAUCGUGCCCCUCAUGGCCGCCGUCAUGACCAGCAAGUGGGUGGGCGACGCGUUUGGACGCUCGGGGAUCUACGAGGCCCACAUCCGCCUGAACGGGUACCCCUUCCUGGACGCCAAGGAGGAGUUCACCCACGUCACGCUGGCCAGGGAGGUGAUGCGGCCGCGGCAAAGCGACCCGCCGCUGGCGGUGCUAACGCAGGACGACCUGACGGUGGAGGAGCUGCAGAGCACAAUCAACGAGACCAGUUAUAAUGGUUUCCCCGUCAUCGUGUCCAAGGAGUCCCAGAGGCUGGUGGGCUUCGCCCUGCGCAGGGACAUCAACAUCGCCAUAGAAAACGCGCGUCGCAAGCAGGAGGGCAUCCUGCUGACCUCCAGGGUCUACUUCACGCAGCACGCGCCCACGCUGCCGGCCGACAGCCCGCGGCCCCUCAAGCUGCGCUCCAUCCUGGACAUGAGCCCCUUCACGGUCACCGACCACACGCCCAUGGAGAUCGUGGUGGACAUCUUCAGGAAGAUGGGGCUGCGCCAGUGUCUGGUCACUCACAACGGGAAUGUUUUGGGCAUCAUCACAAAGAAGAAUAUAUUAGAGCAUCUGGAGGAGCUCAAGCAGCACAAGGAGCCCCUGGCGGCUUCUUGGCAUUAUCACAAAAAAAGAUAUCCUCCGUCACAUGGCUCAAAUGGCAAACCUCGACCCCGAGUCCAUCAUGUUCAACUGAUCCGCUCCUUCCAGGACGGCCGGGGGGGAGGGGGAGGCGGCAGCGAGGAGGAGGAGGAGGAGGUGCACCUCCUGGACGGCUCCAAUCUCUGACACUCGGGAGACCCCGUUUUCUCCUUCUUUUAAAAAAAAGCUUCCAGCUUUGUUGACCGGCCGCGGCCCCAGAGACGACGGACGUGACGCCAGACUUAUUGUUGUUCUGCUUCUGGCUGCGGAGGUCACACAGAGGUCACACAGAGGUCACACGGAGGUCACAGCAAACACAUGAGGAAUGCACUUUUCACACACACACACACACCAUUGCAUCUGCAUACACGUCCGACACGCAUGCUCGCUCUUCAAAUACACAUAACCUGUAAAGGGACACACGCACAUUUGCACUCUUGGUGUGCCUCGCCCCUUUUCGUCGCCGCUGGACGUGGCGGUCGACGUCGCCUGGCAGGGGGGGGGGGGUCAAAGGUCAGAAUGAACCGCCGAUGAAGGGACGCGAUGAGGGACCUCGAGACCCCGCAGGCUUCUGUUCAAAUAAACGCACCUCCUCACGACCUGUCCGUCCUCCAGAGAAAUACAUUGUUUACCUGUGUUUUAAGUGUGUGUGUGUGUGUCACCGAGCGCCACUACAUUCCAGCCAGGCUACCAUGGGAACUGAGAGGACGUGCACAUGCUCCUCACCUCCUUGGUCUGAAUGGGCUUUAAAAAAGUGUGUGUGUGUGUGUGUCAUUCCCGUUGAAGGCAGAUCAAGCGUGUACGUAAAGGAAAUGUGAAAAAAACCGUAGAGUUCUUCUCUCUCUUACGUCAAACUAAAUAUAUCAGAUUUCGUUUUUUCUUCUCAUCUCUGACGCUUUUGGUUCUGCGGUAAUAAAAAUAUUGUUUCUGUUUUUAUGGCAUGAAGCGGGAAAAAACUGGAAAUCUGCACUGAUUAAAGUCGGCUAUGGUGACGCCUUUCUGCCCACGUCUUCGGGGUAAUAGUGUGUGUGUUUUUUAUUUUACUUUGAGAAGAAAAGAACUGUGAAAAUAUCAAAAAUCUGAUUUUCCACUCACUGAAAAAACGAACUUGCUUUAUCGAUCACACUUUGAUUAAACGGCAUUUCCCAACGGCUGAUAGUGUUUUGAUUUGAGCCAGAAGAGUGGAAGUUAACAGUUUUUAAAUCGAAUAACAAAAUUUCUAAAUACAGGAAAUGAAAAAGUCACAAAAAGAUUUAAAACUAACAAUAGAUUAAUUUUGGUGAAUUCCUCAACGCCCUAAAUGUUGUUCCGGUCCAUCAGGAUGACAUCAGACACACUGAAGAUAUAAACCCUCCCAUUUUAGAAGCUGUGAACUUUUAAUAAACGUAUAAAUAAUGAAGCGGUUUGAGCGCCGGCGAGUCGAAGAGACUUCAUACUUGACGAACGUUUAAUUUUAAUAAAUAGUUUUUGUCAAGCUGCCGUUCCCCGAGUCACGAAUGAUUUUUUGGGGCGUUUUAUUUUCCUUUUUGACUCUUCGAUGUCAUCCUAUCGAUCGUCUCACGGCUUCAUCGGCACCUUUUUUAGUUUCGGCUUAGUUUCAUUUUUUUCUGGCUUUUAUCCCCCCAAAAAAUAACAGCUGCUGCUCCCACCUGUUUCCACUUUGAUCCCGUUUCAGUGCAGACGACGAAGGGAAAGGAAGCGAUGGAGAGAUGAAGCGGGGCAGCACUUCACCUCCUAAGGUGGACUCUCUCACUCUGAGGGAGGUCGGGUUCAUCCUGUGUACUUAUUAACCCGUUGUUUUUACCUAACAUUGUAUUUCAUACCGAUCUGGGUGUUUUCUCCUGUUUUAUUUAAUUUUCUUUAUUUAUGGGUCGUGUCGAUUUUCGAGUUGUGCGUUUAUUACGAAUAAUUUGAUGUGUGAUUACAUUUCAUUGUUUGAUUGUACAUUUAAAACUAAAUGUGUAAAGAUGACAUUUUGGUUUAAAUUAAAAAGGAACAUAAAAAACGUC
Messenger RNA from Pseudoliparis swirei, 6112 nucleotides. RefSeq names its product chloride channel 3 (gene clcn3). Gene Ontology annotation, biological process: chloride transport; transmembrane transport. Bases 1686 to 4250 code for a protein of 854 amino acids. The record is from RefSeq and is a predicted model, not a curated record. The transcript is spliced from 14 exons. Gene Ontology annotation, cellular component: Golgi apparatus; early endosome; synaptic vesicle. Gene Ontology annotation, molecular function: voltage-gated chloride channel activity. Lineage: Eukaryota; Metazoa; Chordata; Actinopteri; Perciformes; Liparidae.